AUGUUCUUGACUAUGAUGGACUUGGGAAGGCUCCCUCAUCAUCAGAUCAUGAUAGUGGACAUAGCUCUUGAGGCGGAUGCAGAGAUAAGAAUUGCGAUUCUUACCUUCACUCUCACAACGGUUAUUUAUUCAACUGCACCCGUGGAGAUAUCCUGCUACGGGCUCAAUAAGGCCGUAGAUUCGCUCUUCGCAGUGGCCGUAUCGUCGACCUCUCUGCUCUUCCUCAUCAGAGUCCUUGCCAUCUUCCACCGGAAUAAGAUUGUCAAGGCCUUUUUCUGCGCAAUGUGGCUGGCCGUCAUCGCAGGAGUAUUGACGCCCGUAUUUGGCCUCACUGGUGACAACAUCGGACCGACGAAAUACUGCAUGAACGUCUCGAUCGAGUCGUACGUCGGAGCGGGUGCGGUCAUCCCCCUCGUCAACGAUACGCUCAUCUUUCUCGCCAUCUCGUGGAAAUUGAUGAGGAAUACGUACACCACGAAUGCUCUAAGAUGGGAUGUCAAGGUGUUCUUCCGCGGCGACUACUUGCCCGCCUUUUCACGAGGGCUCUUGCAAGACGGUCAGGCCUACUACCUGACCACGGUAACAACCAAUCUUCUGACUGUCGUGGUCUUCUACUUCCACUUUGUCCCAGUCGUCUAUCGCGCGAUGUUCGCGGUACCGAACGCCGUCCUUAUGAACAUCAUGGCAUGCCGCGUCUACCGACGAACCAAGAAUGCCCGCUACCAAAACUCGAAGAACAGCAGCAUAAACCUAGGAUCCGCCUUGAAGACAAGCGACAGCCUCAUCCCACUCUCGUUUACCUCCAAGCGGAAUGCCCACUCAACUAGCGGUCCAGUAGGAGUUAUUGAAGUUCUUAAAACCGUCGAGCAGCAUGAUGACCGAUCCGAGGACCAUAAGGCAAAGCGGUUUGUCAAUGGGAAUGACAAUUCGACGAUUGUUUAA
Cyclocybe aegerita is the source of this 942-nucleotide messenger RNA. The record is from the annotation of a GenBank genome assembly. NCBI's taxonomy places the organism in Eukaryota, Fungi, Basidiomycota, Agaricomycetes, Agaricales, Hemipholiotaceae.